AUGAUGAGAGUAAGAUUUCUUACAUGCUUCAUCGUUAUUUUAUGCCCUCAAGCCAUUUCAAUCUCGGAUCUACAUCAAAAUUUCAGUUCGCGACAGAGAGGUCUAAACUCAUUAAAUAGCAACAUACAAACAAAUCAAUCUAUUAGUAAUGUAGGAAACAAUGGAAGCGUAAAGGAGAAAAAGUUUGAACAAGCUUACGACACCAUUAAGAGAGCUCAUAGAGGAAAAGGAGCUACUAGGGGUGGUGGAUAUAUUAAUGACCGUUCUGAACCUCGCCGUUCUAGAAACUCUGCUCCAUCCAUGUUAUCUCGGAUUUCAACUAUGUAUGUAAGCUUUGUUUUAAUAUUUGUUUUCUUCUUCCAUGCUAAGUUGCUUUGA
Vicia faba (fava bean) is the source of this 378-nucleotide messenger RNA. The record is from the annotation of a GenBank genome assembly. NCBI's taxonomy places the organism in Eukaryota, Viridiplantae, Streptophyta, Magnoliopsida, Fabales, Fabaceae.